UGGGGGCUAAAGUCUAUUCAAUACGACUUACCGUUUGGUUUCGAACACCUUAAACGACUGAAGCAUGUACUCGCAAUCCUCCCUUCCACUGGCCCAUGGCGGCGUGGCCUCGUCGUCCUCCUUCUCCUUCUCGUUGGAGCCAGAGCCAGGCGGUGUAGAAGAAGCUCUGCUCCAACUGGUCCAGGACCACCACCAAACCUCCCUCAGACUCCGCGAAGUCACCGAGAAGGCGAAGAAGGACGCGAUUAAGAAGGCGGCGCGCGCGGCGGAGCUGAUGGUGGACGCAGUGAACGGCGGCGUUCAAGAGUCGUUUGUGAACGAGAAGCGAAUCGAGUAUGAAAUUAGGGCUUUGACCGCCACCAUCACUCGCUUCACCAAACAGACCGAUCAAUGGCUCUCUGUCACUCAUUCGAUGAACUCCGCCAUUAAGGAAAUUGGAGAUUUUGAGAACUGGAUGAAGAUCAUGGAGUUUGAUUGUAAGAGUAUCACUGCAGCUAUUUACAACAUUCACCAAGCAUGAUCAAGCAGCAAGGUGUUUGUCUUCAUCAAUUUCCAUGUAAUUUCUUAUCUUCUCAAUAAUUUGUAAAGCAUCUCAAUUAUAGAAUAAUAAACCUUGGUUCUUUUUGUCCCA
Messenger RNA from Prunus avium (sweet cherry), 631 nucleotides. It is a transcript of the gene BLOS1, whose product is annotated as GCN5L1 family protein. Gene Ontology annotation, cellular component: BLOC-1 complex. Gene Ontology annotation, biological process: endosomal transport. Lineage: Eukaryota; Viridiplantae; Streptophyta; Magnoliopsida; Rosales; Rosaceae. The record is from RefSeq and is a predicted model, not a curated record.